Molecule: messenger RNA, 1022 nt
Organism: Myxocyprinus asiaticus (Chinese sucker)
Lineage: Eukaryota; Metazoa; Chordata; Actinopteri; Cypriniformes; Catostomidae
Exons: 11
Coding region: 147-1022 (291 amino acids)
Source: RefSeq, a predicted model, not a curated record
UGAGGCGCGAAUUCCGACCGUGACCGCACGCUGGAAGACACAAGCUGAUUAUGUUCGCGUUAAUUAAGUGAGUGGAGGAUGAAAAAUUCUCAAUUCUGCCCACUGAACAUAUUAGAAAAUUUGAUGAGGAUGAAUACUCCGCAGGUAUGGAGGAAAAUAACGUUUACUUGGUGGAGUGGCGCCAAGGCGUCGAAGAGCCGAAAGGGGGAUGGCCGGCCUAUGAGGCCUCCAUCAUCAAGAUAGCAGAAAGGGAAAGAACUUUACAAAUAAAACUUAAGGAAAUUGAAGAACAGCUACCCAAGUCAGACACUCUGAAGAGAAAGAGUAAACCUUCAAUGAAACUCCUAGAGGCCGCAGAGAUGAGAGAGGAACCAGCAGCUAAGAAAAAGAAAUCCCAUCUCUCCUUCUGGCUAGAGCACUUACUCCAGGAGAUGUCAAAGACUCCAUCUCAUGUUCCCCUCUCACAUGCUCCUAAACCUUUGGAAUCAAAUGCAGAUUUCCUUGAUCAUAACAGCAAGAUAUUUUCUGAUGGAGAUAUGGUGCCGAAGGCUCCAUCCAAGGCUUCUCUGUCUGGUUCUUUCAAAUGUUCCAGUGAUGCUAAUUAUACCCAAACAGCCACUUCAAUGGUGCGUGUUCUUUUAAUGGCCGCCUUCCCACUGGAGGUUCUGAUCCACAGCAAUUUGAAAGGAGGAAUGAGUAAAACUGACUGUGGUGCCGAGAGAAGGAGUGCCCUUGAUAAGGACACUAUGGCAGCCACAUAUGUGGCAGUGAUGAAGAGGUUUCCCAAUGUGUCCAGAGGAGCUUUGGGGAUUGCAGUGAAUUCUAAGCUAGGGGAACUGAGACUGCUUGUUAAAAAAAAAGUUAUUUUUUUGAAAUUUAAUGUAUGUUCCUUGCUUGAUUUUUAUUCAAAUGUGUUACAUACAUGUUCACAUUUUAGACAUCAAAUAAAUAUUUUCUUCAAAUGUUACGUGUGUGUAUUUUCUUGUAUUGAAGUAUAUGGAGGGCAAAAUAUAUUUUUUUAA